CACCAGUCAGCGCUCGUUCUGGCGAAGCAAGAGCCCCAGCACACCAAGUGCCCGCUCAGCCAUGACGCGGACCUCCACCAAGGGCGGCGAGUCGCCCUCCAGCCAUGCCACGGACUUCGACGAGGGGACCUCCACCUCCGUGCAAAAGGGCCGCUCGCAAGCCUCCCGCAAGGGGACAGCCUCGCUCUCGGCCGCCAGCACUGCCGCUCGAGCGGAGGGCAUCGCCCCGGACGCCUCGCUGCCGGGCCUCACCAGCACGGACACAUUGCGCCUGGAUGAAAGCUCGGCCUCGGUCAAUCGCCCGGGGGCCGCCCGACGCCCCGGGGCCACUUCGGAAAGCCCCGCCGCGCCGAACAGCACCCACGGCGCCUUGCGCAUCUCCCCGGAGGGCCAGUGUCUGGACGCCUCGGGCCGGGUGGUGUCCUCGCUGCUGCCGGACGCCAGUCAGUUCUAUGACCCGGCCGAGGCGCACCUGACCCCCACCGAGCGGGGCCGGCUGGCGCGCAUCCGCCAGCGCGAGGCCGUCAGCCACUGGGUCAACCCGAAGUCCAUGCUGCAGGAGCGCAUCGAGCGCCUGGUCACGGCCCUCGUGGUGUCGGCCGCGGCCGUGGUCAUGAUCGUCUACAUGUGGCCGCCGGGGGCCGACCGGGUGGCGCUCCCCCAGGUGGCUGGCACCGGUGACCGGGCCCUGGUGGUGGAGGUGCCCCGCAGUGCGGCCGCCUUCGCCAAGCUCAAGCGCUAUCACAACGUCGGCGGGGGCUUGGCCUGUCGCGGGGACUACGAGUAUCGGCGGUCGGUCCUGCGCGGGCAGGCCGCCACCAACAGCCAGGUGGCCUGCCAGGUUCGCCUCAUGGGCGACCUGACCCUGCGCCGGCGCCAGCAGCUGGAACCCACCGAGAAGAUCCUCCGCCAAGCCAUCAUCACCGACCAAACCGGCCUCAUCGUCGGCCGCCAGGGCUGCAUGCACUCCGGCGAAGUGCUGUAUGCCGUCGACCGGGCCGAGCCAUUCCCCAUGCUCCCGGAGCCCCAUGCCGCCCCGGUACGCGUGUGCACCUUUGACGGGAAUACCGAGCGGGUAUACAGUGCCGACACGGAGCUCGUGCCGGCAGCCGACGCCCACCACCGGUCGACCGAUGGCGACACCCAACACCAGGACAGCUGGGCUCGCGUGACGCGAAUCCGCCCGGCCGAUCCCCAAAGCGACCUCGGUGACAUGGUCGAGUGGGCGCGUGUCCUGCGCCUGCCGCCCACCCUUCAGCUGCAGGGCGCCGGCCACUUGUCGCGGGCAAGCACCCCGCGCGGCUUCGUGGCCGCCCUGCCGAUUGAUGUGCCUCGCGCGCGCAACGUAUGCAUUGGCGGCCAGCGCUUGGACUUGGAGCCCGGCGUUGCUACCGUGGUUUACCCGGGAAAGAACCACCAUGCCUGCUCGGACGGGCCAUUCUCCAGCCAGGCCACCGACCUCCAGGGCCACUUUAUGUGGUUCUGAGUUGGGGCAUGACCGGUGUGCUUGGUGGAGCACGACGCGCUCAGGCCACAUGGGCGCCAGGGGCAAAAUAAAGACCGCUUGCCCUGUUCAUGCCUUCACGAUCAUCCUCUUUGGCCGGCCUCCAAGACAAGGAAACACAUUUGCAUGUGUGCGAGCGAGCGAGCGAACGACCAUGUACGCGCACAAGCAACAAGGGGCAUGAAUGACAGGGAGGAGAGAGAAGGCACAUGGCGAGUCGCCAAAUAGAACCCCCCUCUGGUGCUA
This is a messenger RNA of Fonticula alba, 1750 nucleotides long. RefSeq lists its product as hypothetical. NCBI's taxonomy places the organism in Eukaryota, Rotosphaerida, Fonticulaceae. The coding region runs from base 62 to 1486 and encodes 474 amino acids. The transcript is spliced from 4 exons. The record is from RefSeq and is a predicted model, not a curated record.